AUGGCGUCUUCAAAUUCUCUCAUGGACAGCUUAUUCCAGCGCAGCCUCGACGAUCUGAUCAAAGUUCUACGUCUCCAGCUACUCGGAGACUCUCCUUUCAUUUCCAAAUCCCUAGAAGAAAUCCGACGCGAAAUUAAAAUGACGGACCCCUCCACCAAAUCCGUCGCCCUCCAGAAACUGUCCUACCUCGCCGCACUCCACGGCGUCGAUAUGACCUGGGCAGCUUUCCACGCCGUCGAGGUCGUGUCUUCAUCUCGAUUCUCGCACAAGAGGAUCGGUUACCACGCCGUUGCUCAGUCGUUCAACGAUCAGACGCCGGUUCUGCUUCUGAUCACGAACCAGCUCCGAAAGGAUCUGAGCAGCUCCAACGAAUACGAAGUGAGUCUCGCUCUGGAAUGUUUGUCUAGGAUCGGAAACGAUGAUCUAGCUAGGGAUUUAACCACCGAGGUUUUCACGCUCUUGGGUAGUAGCAAAGCUUUCGUUAGGAAAAAAGCAAUCGGUGUGGCUUUGAAGGUAUUCGAUAAGUAUCCUGAGGCUGUGAAAGUAUGUAUCAAGCGCCUUGUUGAGAAUCUUGAGAGCUCUGAUCCGCAGAUUUUGUCAGCUGUAGUUGGAGUGUUCUGCGAACUCACCACGAAAGAUCCAGAAUCUUAUCUUCCUUUAGCUCCUGAGUUUUACAAGAUUCUUGUAGAUUCGAGGAACAAUUGGGUUCUGAUAAAGGUUCUUAAAAUGUUUGCUAAGUUGGUUUCGAUUGAGCCUAGGUUGGCUAAGAAGGUGGCUGAUCCUAUCUGUGAACAUAUGAGGAGAAAUGUGGGAAAGUCUUUGGUUUUCGAGUGUAUUAGAACUGUUUUUAGUAGCUUGAGCGAUCAGGAAACAGCUUUGAAGCUCGCGGUUGGGAAAAUUCGUGAGUUUCUUGUGGAAGAUGAUCCGAAUCUCAGGUAUCUUGGACUUCAUGCGUUGUCGAUUGUUGCUCCAAAGCAUUUGUGGGCAGUUUUGGAGAACAAAGAAGCUGUCGUCAAGGCUAUGAGCGAUGAGGAUCCGAAUGUAAAACUGAAGGCUUUGCAUCUUUUAAUGGCAAUGGUGAAUGAAGAUAACGUUUAUGAGAUCUCUCGGAUUCUUAUGAACUAUGCACUAAAGUCUGACCCUUUGUUCUGUAACGAGAUCAUUAGAUCCAUUUUACUAGCAUGCUCCAGGAACUCAUAUGAGAUUGUACUUGACUUCGAUUGGUACUUGUCUCUUCUCGGUGAAAUGGCUAGAGUCCCUCAUUGUCAAAGAGGGCAAGAGAUUGAGCAUCAGUUGAUUGAUAUUGGCAUGAGAGUCAAAGAUGCUAGACUGGAGCUAGUUCGUGUUUCUCGAGCGCUGCUUAUUGAUCCUGCAUUGCUUGACAAUCAGUUUUUGCACCCGGUAUUGUCUGCAGCUGCUUGGGCUUCAGGAGAAUAUGUGGACUUCUCUAAGACCCCUUGUGAGAUUGCAGAGGCGCUUCUACAGCCACGCACUUGUCUCUUACCGCCUUCCGUUAGAGCAAUCUACAUACAUUCCGUUUUCAAAGUUCUUGUCUUCAGCCUCAGAGCAUACUUCUCAGCUCAAGAGCCUGCUUCAUCGCCCUUGGUGAAUGGUUUCACAUACAAAUCUAUCUCGAGUCUGGUUAAUAUGAUGGAGUUGGGAUUGUGCUCGUUAUCUGGAACAAUUGACGUGGAAGUGCAGGAGAGAGCUAAGAACGUUCUAGGAUUCAUUGGUAUGAUAAAGAAUGAAAUAGAUGAGAAAGUAACCUCUCGAGACAGUGAAACAGAAGCUUCGAGAGCCAUAGCGUUCAUGGAAGAUGCUUUCUCAGAAGAGCUUGGCCUUGUUUCUUCAACUGCACAGGAAAAAGUUCCUCUACCAGAGGGGUUAGAGCUGAAAGAGAAUCUUGAAGAUCUGCAAGAGAUUUGCAGAGAAGCUCUCGAACCAGUUGUCGACUCAAAUUCAACUUCUGUCUCAUCAUCAGACAAAAUCAGCUUCUCUGUUGCUAGACUCAGAAUCAGAGAUCAACAAGAAGCCUCAUCUUCUUCAUCACCUCCGGUUGAAUCUACAUCUUUACUCGCGGAACACAGAAAACGACAUGGCCUCUACUAUCUAUCCUCUCAGAAGAGCGACGACCGCAACGAUAGCAAUGGCAACACACCGCAUGAAUAUCCACCAGCGAAUGAGAUAUUUGUGGACUCGUUUAAACCCAAGAAAAAGAUGAACCAAUCAAAGCCAAGACCUGUAGUGGUGAAACUAGACGAACCAAAGACGAAGCCAGACGCUAAUAGUAACGAUGAGCCUUUGUCACGUGCGAUCCAAACCGCUCUUAUGGGGAAAGGGAAGGAGAAGGAGAGAGAAAUAGACAACCACAAGAAUUAUCUUGAUUCAGGGAUUAUCAUAGAACAAAGCUCGAGAAGAGAGAAGAAAAAGAAACAUAAUGGGGAGAGAAGUAGUAAGCAUAGAUCACGACGACGAAGAGAUGAAGAAGAAGGCGCAACGAAACCAGUCGAAAUCCCAGAUUUACUCUUGUGA
Molecule: messenger RNA, 2532 nt
Organism: Microthlaspi erraticum
Lineage: Eukaryota; Viridiplantae; Streptophyta; Magnoliopsida; Brassicales; Brassicaceae
Source: the annotation of a GenBank genome assembly